GAAUUAAAGUGUCUCUCCACUUUGCUCGUUUUCCUUAUUUCAAAAUUCAACUAACUUUUCCUUUUUUUUUUUAACAGAAUCAGAGGUUAGAUUUGUCAAACUUUCGACUAUGUCAAUUACAAGUAUGAUAACACAUCCGUCCGGUUUCACCUGUGUUUGUCGCGUUUACGAUGAAGUAGAUGCGACAUAUUUAAAAUGCCUCGGGAAGAGAGAGAAAGGAAAGGUGAUGCAACAGGUACAACCCCGAAAUGCGGGUUCGCUAAUUCGCAAUAUAAAUUCCAUGAAUAUUAUUACUCCUCGGUGAUAUAAAUAUUUUCUCCGAGCGGCAUCGCGAGAGAUAAACUCGACAAUCAGCACGCCAAUUGGCGUUUUCUGAUCGGCGUCGUGCGUGGAAAUUUUCGAUUUUUCGCGAAACAUAUCUCCCCUCCUCACGCGGGGCGCCCGCCUUCGGCGACGACGGUGACGGGACACGGCACUGCAUUAACCGACUGAUACAAGAUGGUCGACGUGCCUUUGACCGUGUCGCUGACGGUGGGCCUGGCGACGCGAGACUGUGUUACCCCGCGCCACUGAACGAGCCCCGCCGUGCCCGGAGAGGCCAUCAGGGAGAGAGAAAAGCGCCUCGGGGACGCCGACGUGCGCGACGUUAAAUGGCUAUCGCGGGAUAAAGGGCGACGCGUGUACUUGGGUGUCCGUGUUGCAGUCUCUUGGAGAAGCGCGAGGCGCGGCCGCGCGAGGGUACGCCCGGUGAGGGGGACGCGAGGAAACGAUGGAGAAGCGGCAGGAGGUGCUCGCUCCGUUUUCCUCCGACGAGUGUCCGAAUAGCGGCGAGGACAGCGAGGAAGAUGUAAUAACCGAUUACCUUGGCUCAUCGCACUCCGACUGCGAUCGCGUGCUGCCUAUCAUUAAUGGGGAUCUACGCGGCCUGAGUUUACACGGCGGCAUAAUUACGGAGACCGGCUACAACACCAAAGACAAUACCGACAAAGCGGCGAUCAACAUGUCUGAGGGCGGUGACGAACAGCAGCAUCACCACCAGCAGCAACAGCGGCAACAGCAGCAGCAACACCCGUUCCUCGCACUCGGCACUAAUAUACAAGCCCAGCCUAAUCCUCAUGUGCCCCUCAUUAGCGUCACGCCGCACUCGCCCGGUGUGGCCAAGAAUUAUCCGGUCCUAGAGGAAAAUUUACAGCAACUGCACGAGAUACACGACUGCAUCCAGCGUAUGCGAAACAUAGCGUUACAAAGCACUUUGGGAUACCACAUUUGCGCCUCCAACAAUGCACCACAAAGAUUGACCUCCUCCUGCCCGUCCCUGUGUCCGCUGAUGGCUUCGGCCGAGCUCGCGUCUCGUUCCGGCAAUCAUCAUCACCACGACACCGGUUCUGACCCGGACCUCGUCCUCGGCAAUUACUCCGCGAACAGCUCCCCGACGCAUUUCCCGUUGAUGGGUGGUGGCCAUGCCCGCUCGCAACAGAUGCAGGGUAUAGAUCGGAGACGCAGCUGGAACGGAGAUCUGGAGGAUCUGGAAGAGAGUCGACGUGGCCGCCGCCGAUACUCCGGACAAAAUCAUCUGCAGCCUCAAAAUAUGGUUAAUAUUGUCCGUUACUUAUUGAAACCAGGGGACGGACCCGGUUCAAUCUCGCGACAACGCAGCAUUAGUUUAAGUAGCCUAGACAGCGAAAACGAGAUAGAAUUAGAUGGGAAAUCAUGUACCGGGCCUGUAGGCGUGAGCAAUCGGGCAUGCAGGUCGCAAACGAGCACGCACUCCCUGAACGAAGCUGAUCUUAUACAGAACGAAUAUCAGAAGAUAGUCACAAAAAGGGAUAGUCAGAGAUUAGUGGAAAGUAGCAGUUUAAUGCCGGGACUGACUGGUUCGCGUUUACCUCUUCAGAAAUCUAUAUCGACGCCUUCGAUCGUGGCACCGCAGGUUCACGCGUUAACCGAAACCGGAACUCGAGCGACGCCUUUACUUGCAGCCCGUCAUGAAAGAAACGAAAAGGGUAGUGGGAGUGAGACAGAAACCGAAGAUCUUCAUACACCACACAGCCACGGAUUCCACGAAGACCGGGAGGGCACUCCGAAUGUCCAGAUUGACGAGCUUUUGACCGAUGGUACUGCAUACGAUGAUCAUCAUUCUGAAAAGACUAGAAGAAAACGCGGUUCUAUUUUCUUCCGCAAAAGGAAUAAGGAUAAAAGCGGAAAGAAGACUAGUCAACAGCAUUUGUGGGUAACGACGAUGGUGGGAACUCAGGGAAGCUUAUUAUGUGAUGUUUGUAUGAAACAUUCCACGAAUAAACCGCUCCUUCAUUGCGACAAUUGCGGAGCGUCGGUUCAUCAAAGUCAGGGAUGUAAGGAUCAGUUAGUGCUAGAGUGCAUCAAGUCGAAGCAUCACUCCGGCAAAUUCGCAUCAAAGUCUUCAUCCAACGUUUCCAUAAUCUCGAGCAACAGCAACAUCAACAAACGGGGCUCCACGACGUCGUUGCCUCUACCGGCGUUACCCGGCAGCGGAAGGGAAAUUAACAGCCACAAGAAAACCGUGUCAAGCUACAGCCCUUGGCGGCGAGUCGCCACUAAGCUUGGAGUCAAUCAAACGAUAAAUGAAGAAAAAGAUGCCGAGACCGGGCAACAUCGUGAUCUCCACAGCGGAUGGGAAGACUUUGACUUCGGGGACGACGCUCAUCAGUUCACGGUGGCGGAUCUCGAGGAGAUAGAUCCCGAGCUGACAUUGGGGAAGGAGGAGCCCGACUCUUGGAGCUCCGCGAUCGGACGUAACAUCGCGUUGCGUCUCGUCGAUCAUUGCGAGCGCGAGGUGAAGAGGCAGGAGCACAUAUACGAAUUCGUGCUCACGGAGAAGCACCAUUGCCUGGUGUUGCUCGCGAUGGAGAAGAUCUUCGCGGAGGGACUGCGACGGCACUUUCGUCUGGGCCAGCCGGAUCUCGAGCGCAUGUUUCCCCGACUGCGCGAUCUGAUCGACAUCCACCUGCGGUUUCUGCAGAAGCUGCGAAAGCGACAGAAUGCGAACUCCGUGGUUUCUACGAUCGCCGACAUUCUGGUCGACCAGUUCUCGAGCGACAACGCGCAACGCAUGAAGAGCGCGUACGGGGAGUUUUGCAGCCGUCAUCGGGACGCCGUCGAAGCGUACAAGUAUUAUUUGCGUACCGACUCUCGCUUCGCCCGUUUCGUUCGCCACUGUCAGACGAAUCCUUUGUUGAAAAAGAAGGGUAUACCCGAAUGUAUACUCUUCGUUACUCAACGUUUGACGAAGUAUCCGUUGCUGAUUGAGCCGCUCAUUAAAACCGGCGUCACACAAGACGAAGGUGAAGACUUACGUAAAGCACUGGUCCUUGUUAAAGAGAUUUUAGCUGACGUAGAUGCCUGCGUAGCCGACAAAGAGAGAGAAGAUAGAAAAUUAGAAAUAUACAAUAAGAUCGACGCGAAAUCAUUCGCGAUGUAUCGUGGUGCCAAAUUCAAGAAGUCGGAUAUAAUCAACAGAAUCCUGAAGUUCGAGGGCACUGCAUACCUAAUGCAAGGUCGUGGCAAAAUGACUGCUAUCGUAGUGGUCGUUCUCUCAGACAUAUUGUUUUUCUUGGCUGAGAGAGAUCAGAAAUACGCGUUCUUCGUGCCUGACAAUAAAGCCGGUAUAGUGUCGCUGCAGAAGCUGCUGGUUCGCGAGAAGGCCCGUCAAGAAUCUAGCAUCUACCUAAUAAGCAGUAACCCGGCCGAGCCAGAGAUGUUCGAGCUGAAGAUUCAGAAGCCAAAGGACAAACAAUUAUGGAUACAGGCUAUUCGGUCGGCGGUCGAGGCUUGUCCACAGGAUUCCGAAAACGAGACCGACACGCUGACUGAAAAUAACGAGUUACGAGACACUCGUUCCUCUUCGAUUUCGCUGGUCUCCGCCGAAGAGAAGCAGCGUAUUGCCAAGAUUAAGGAGUCGCAUAUACUUAGAAUCGUCGGCGAAUUGCGAAAGAAGGAUGCAGAGCAGGCGUUGCUGUUUGAGGAGAAGAUCAACUUGCAAAUGCGGCUCUUGCAAGCGGCAAAUAUCUGGAGCGGGAACGAGAACGACAACGAGAAAAUUGAGAAGCAUGAGAAAGAAGGUGCCGAUUACACCCGAUUGGUGCACAACGAGGGAAUCGAUACCACUCACUUGUGGCAAGAGGUGGUUGUGGCCGUGCAAGAAGCGACACGUCUCGCUAGCUCGCUGUCGUUCAGCGCGGGCGGCGCUCCUCUAUCACGAAGCUUAAGCUCCGCCGGCGAGCGUCAUAGCGAAGCUUACAUUCCGCCAGCUCUUUGCGUUCCUCGCAGGGCCGAAACGUUCGCCGGUUUCGACAAAGAGAGAUAUCCGCUGCGUGAUACGAACACGUUAAACCCCGUGAUCCCCAUUCCGAAGGUCGGUGAGUUACCCAAAGAGAAUCCCGAUGAAAAGGACGGCCAAGAGUUAGACACGAAUAAGGAUCAGCAGUGGGCGGCGAUACGUUUGUCUCAUCACGUUUAUACGUUGCUCUGUAUAAUAAGUAAUCAGAUGACAACGAUCGACAGCCUGCAAGCGCAAUUGGCCGCGUGUAAGGAGGGCAGUAUGGGCAAAUCCAACAGCCGACCGAAUCCGAAUCGUCAGUUGGAAGAGCUGCGGAACUUGCAGGAUCAGCUCUGCCGGGAGAAAGCGGCGUUUCGUAUCGCGUCACAACAGGAGAAGACCCAGUUGGAGGAGGAACGGGUCGAGCUGGCGCGGCAGAGGGAGCAAUUGGCCGCGGAGCAGCGGGACGUAACGCAGCAACGGGAUCAGCUGUAUCGACGACUCGAGGCAUUGGAGCGACAAGGCGUGACGCUGGUUGGAAGUUCCACGACCGGCUCGACGAUGAUUCACCUACCUCACUUGACGCAGAACGCCGAAACAAUCCAGCAAAGCGCGCGCAGCAAGGCGCAACCCGAGGCGAAACGCAUCCCCUUGAAUCUGAUCAGCGCGACGAAUCAGCAGAAAGUGCAGAGUAACUUGCCGGUCAAGCAACAGCUGCCACUGAAACUCGCCAGCGGGAGUAACAAUAACACAAGAAGCGGUAGCACCGCGAGCAACAAUAGUCCGGAUCGGCACUCCAGGGCUGGCAGUAGUCCAGCGAUCGUCACCGGAUCCGCUUACUCGUCACCGGAGCUCGGAAAUAGCCAUGGAAUCGGCGGCGGGAAUCACACGCAUUUGUCGAAUCGCUCACUCCGCGUCACUCGCUCGCCGCCCGACACCCCGUACGUGCAGGUGCAGCAGCAACAACAACAACAACAACAGCAGCAGCGAAAUACGGAGCCGCAAUCGCAGCAACAACAGCAGCAGCAGCAGCAGCAACCGCCAGAGGAGGAGGUGAUCUUCUUCUGACGAUUCUUUCGAUUCGGUCGCAAACAUUCAUCGCGUUCAUCGCGCGCAAGCACCGCCGCCACCACUAGCACAACUACGCCGACCUUAACACCGGCACCGUCACCGCGCAAUCAGCCGAGAAGUCAGCAGUCCCGCAGCCGCGUCAAAUCGUUUUGAUUUUCAACAUAAACUUCUCUCGCGAUGCAAUCUACUCGCUGUUUCAUGCAGACACACUCUUUCGUAGCGUCUCCAUCUCCUACCACAUUUCGCAUCUUCUAUGCGCCCUCUCCUCACUAUAGGUUUGAUCGUCUUAUAAUAGGAUGCACCUGAGACUAUUUAUUUUUUCACGACGAGGUCGUAACGUAACACGAUACUUCAUCCUGUCCAUACGACAUCUAAACGACGACGUUAUUGUCAACAAAUGAAUAGUUUAGUCUUGGAAGAUGAAAGCUGGAAGAAGAAAGAGAGGUAAUACUUUAUUACGUUCCAACUGCUAUAACCGAUGGCAAUAAUCAUUUUUAUGCCAAAUCUCGCGAAACUACUCGUAUAUUACCUUGGUGAGAGGAAUACGUUAAGAAUAAAAUGCAAUUUUUAUUAGAAACGAUCGGAGAUAUUUACAGAGUCGAGAAAGAGGGAGAAAGAGUAUUUUAAUGGCCGGCUUAGCAAAGUAGAUCAGCCAAUCUUGUUGAAUUCUUGCUCGUUAUGUUAUCCAGCCGACUGACAAUUUUAGAAACACAAAAUUUUAGAUGAAUCUUUUAAACACACACCUGUUGCUGCUUGCUGAAAUGCAAGGUAGAGAUAUAUAUACAUAUAUUACGGUUAAAUAUAUACAGGAAUGUGUGUACAUAUAUAUACUUUUUCCGCAAACAUACGUGUGUGCGUAUAUGGGUAUGAAUGAAAGAGGCAAAUCGUGUAUGUGUGUGUGUGUAAAUGAUUAUGUGCGUUGCGAUGCGACUCUUCUCGCGCGCUUGCAUGUUUCGCUAUCUCUAUGAAUGCACGAGCGAGAAUCUCUGUUGCGAAUGGUAGAGCGAAUCCGCGGUAGCUAUUCUUAUAUACAUAUAAACUAUUGAAGUAUUUUAAUACGUGCUAAAGCGACAGAUAGGACUUACUAAUAAUUAUCAGUUAUUGUCGUUAUUAUCAGUAUGUGUGCCAAGCCACUGAUCGAAAUCGAUGACACUUCUUCAGUUCCCAAAACGUUCGCUUCACGCAUGAUUCUGUUCUUCGCGAGUGCAUUGCGUGUACGACACGCACCCGCGGCUCUCCUCCCCCCCGCCCCCUCACAAACGAAUUGUAUUAGCGAAGGGAUUUCGUUAUUUGAUAUUUCGUUUCGGGAUUAUUCACUGCCAUUAUUGUUGUUCUUUCUUCUCGUAUUAUUGUUUACAACCGACUUUAUUUAUUGCAUUGUGUAAGAUUGAAAUGACGAAAGCCCGUGCGAGCCGACACGCGAAAGCGAGAGGGAUCGUUACGAAUCUGCGUCUCGACUCUUGCGAGAAUUCGCGUCGGUUCCCGCGGAUUUUCUGGUAUCCUGUGCACUGUCUCUAAUGUAUUUUAUUUGUAUGUCACACUUAUCAACGAAGGGGGAAGUAGUUCUCGAGUGCCGAAUGGAAAGAAAUGAGGAAAACUCUGAAUCACAGUACGGUCAUACUGCACGUUGAAUUGCCGAACUCACUCUUCUGUAAUAGCACAAAAGAUGUAGUACGUAUUUAGCGUACCUUAGCAAGGAUCGUCGCUGCGACACGCGGCGUCGAGCACUCUUUCAGAUUCACAAUUCGAAAACGGGAAGAACGAUUGCGACAACCGUGUUAAAAUGUAACAAUUGUCAAUAUGUCUCUGAAUUAGAGAUUCCUCUGAAUUCGGAUUGUAAACGGUAAAGAUAUGAUGCUGCGCGUAUAUAAAUGUACAUUCCUCGAGAGAGAAAAAAUUGGCGUGCAAUAUGAUCGGAUUUGCAAGACGGGUAGAGCUGGGUCGUUGA
Messenger RNA from Wasmannia auropunctata (little fire ant), 7313 nucleotides. It is a transcript of the gene cyst, whose product is annotated as rho guanine nucleotide exchange factor 18-like. Bases 770 to 5362 code for a protein of 1530 amino acids. The record is from RefSeq and is a predicted model, not a curated record. Gene Ontology annotation, biological process: regulation of Rho protein signal transduction. Gene Ontology annotation, molecular function: guanyl-nucleotide exchange factor activity. NCBI's taxonomy places the organism in Eukaryota, Metazoa, Arthropoda, Insecta, Hymenoptera, Formicidae. The transcript has 19 exons.